CAGGUUAGAGUUUUUCAGCUUAGAAGACUGAAGCUGCGCGGGGGAACGGUGACUUUAUGUGAGUUGGACAGUACAUCAAGGUAUACCGUUAGCUCAUCCCGCAAUGGAUAGUAAUGGCGUAGUGGUGUGCGAACCUGAUCCGUGAGCCACAAACUCACACAGAACUGACAGAGAAGAAUCCACUUUGUUCCCAGCUUUUAUUUCUUCCAAUGCGCUCGGAUACAUGUUAGGGAAGUGUAGUUCCAGGGUCUCUCCCUCCAGCUCUAGUUUACUAAUAAAAUCAAUAACCUAAAUUAACUAUUUUGAGCGGUCAGUGAGAAAAGCUCAAUCAAUGCAACUUUUACUUGAGGAUACCACUUGUUGUAUGGAGUGAAAUGUAAUCGUUAAAGUUGUCCUGGGUCACAACAAUAAAAGCAGGUACACGGAAAGUAGACGUGUCUACCUAAAACAUUGAUAACUCAAAUACCUGCUUCAAUAUGGUCCCAUUUACUGUUUACUGAACUCCCACCGUAUUUUUGAUUGCUAUAACCGAAAGAGGCUGGUACCCAAUUUUUAUUUUCUUUGACGUGGAGAGUGCGUGGCAGCUAAGCCAGAUAGAACACAUGAUCGCGCAAUGAGAACAGCUGAGAAAAAUAUGGGGCAGGGAAAAGACGUGUAUCAGUGGACUUGUAAGGAUGUGGGCUUGUGGCUUAAAGGAAACGGUUUUGAUGACUAUGUGGAUCUGUUCAGUAGUGAUCAUAAGGUCGACGGAAAAGCGCUUCUUGUCCUCAACGAAGAUGACUUGAGAAAUCCUCCGCUAGAGUUGAACAUUCUUGGCGAUAUAAAGCGCCUAUGGCUUGCGAUAAGUACUCUUCAGCAAAGAAACAACCGGCUGACUUCCUUAGCAUUGCCCACUGGAUCCAAUGGAUACGUUAAACGAAACAAGGUUGAUCAGGUUGAUAGCUUGGGCAGGUUUAGGACUAGUUCAAGUGAACGGCGGCCUCGGGAUUUCGAAGAUUCUGAUGACGAGAGAAACGAUUACGUUCAUCCCCUUUCGAACAUUUCGGAAACAGGGAGAACCCUGAUUAGUUUGGUGUACGCGUUUUCAGUAUUUUUUGUUACGUCGUUCAUCAUGGUGUUCGUUCACGACCGUGUUCCAGAUAUGAAGAAGUAUCCACCUCUGCCCGAUAUUGUCUUAGACAAUGUUCCUCUUAUCCCAUGGGCCUUUAAAAUGUGCGAGGUUACGGCGCUUAUUUUAGCUGCCGUUUUAUCCACGGUCGUGUUCUUACACAAGCACAGAGUAAUUAUUUUACGGCGAAUGGCCGCUUUGUGUGGUACAGUGUUUCUACUUCGCUGUGUUACAAUGUUCGUCACUUCACUCAGUGUUCCUGGAAUUCAUUUGGAAUGCUCGGGAAAGUUGUAUGGUGACACCUGGACAAAGAUAAGCAGAGCAUUUGAGAUCUUCUUUGGAUUUGGCCUGUCUGUGAAUGGCGUGCGAACCUGUGGUGACUACAUGUUUAGUGGCCAUACAGUCUCCAUCACCCUGUUAAAUUUCUUUGUCACUGAAUACACACCUUCUUAUAUGUACUACCUACACACUUGCUGCUGGGUCCUGAACAUUUUUGGAAUCUUCUUCAUUCUGGCUGCGCAUGAACACUACUCCAUUGAUGUGGUAAUUGCUUUCUACAUUUCUUCCCGUCUGUUCCUUUAUUACCACACCCUAGCUAACACCCGAGCACUGAAGCAGAUUGACAGCAAGAGGACACGUGUGUGGUUUCCAUUGUUUUGGUUUUUUGAAGAAAAGGUUUCUGGCAAGGUGCCAAAUGAAUAUGAAUGGCCUCUUAAAUGGCCAAGCUUUCUUUGCCAGAAAUCUAAGUCUCAAUCAAUUCCCUCAGAGCCCUGCUGUUUUAAAAGAGACUAACUUUAAGCUACAGCUAGCCAGGGCUACAACUCUGAUAAACACUGUUUCAGGACACUGGCAAAAUUGAUGCUUAUACACGUAAUAUAUAAUUUAUUGUGAUAAAGAUAAAUCAGCAUAUUGGGAGAAUGGUUGAGAAUUUUGGGAUGAUGUAGACUACAGAAAUUUUUUGUACUGCUUGAACGAUGUUUAUUAGAAUAUUGUAAGUGCCCUUUUUAUCUUCAAUGAAUUGACCUCUACAUAUGGUAGUACUGUAUCUUGCAGAUUUUGUGAUACAUGAACAUUAUGCACUGAAAUCUGCACUUGUUGAAAGAGACAAUGUUUUGCUAGAUUGGAACUGAUUUAUUUCAAAUGAAAUUUUCAACUCUUUGAUUAAGUUAGGCCAUCACACUUUUUUAUGUACACUUCAUUAUUGUUUUGAAGCAAAUGAUAGUUUUGGCUUAAUAUUCUAACAUAUUCCAAGGAUUAAUAUUCUUAAUCAUGACUGAUACUUUAGCUUUGUCUGAAUGUAACAUUUAUUCUUACAAGUAGCAUAUGAAGUGUUUUCAGUGAAGUGCUUUAAGGAGUCUAACAUGUGUGUAAGUCUUAGGGUGAGCAAAACCGCACUAGUCAUCCAUGACUCACAGCCUUGGUUUGGCAAUCAUAUGAGUCCAUUUGACCGAUCUAGUAACAGGAACCAAAAACAACAAAUGCAAAUUCCUUUUAUUUUGCAUGCAUGAAAAUCUUGAAAUGUUUAGUGUGAUUUUUGUGUAAGAUCAGACCACAACAUCUCUUCAAAGAAACAAAUUCUAAUUCUUGAAUAAAUAGAAACAAUAGUAAACUAAACUUGCAAUAAAGUACAUUGUAGACUUUUUUUUUCAUGGAUUUUUGUCAUAAAUAAGGGGCAGAUUUACUUAUUUAUCAAACAUUAUAUUAUAAUUUAUUGGGCAGAUAAUUUAUCAUUGAUCACAGAAAGAUUUGUAUUUACACUUAUACUUAUCACAAAAUGUAUUGGUACACUAGUAAUAAUAAUAAUAAUAAUAAUAAUAAUAAUAAUAAUAAUAAUAAUAAUAAUAAUAAUAAUAAUGAUAAUAAAAUUGGACUGUUGCCAUAGAAAAAGGUAACACUUGAUACCUGCUAUGUAAAUACAUGUAUUGCUCCAGAAAAUACCCAUACUUCCCUCACAGGUCCUCACAGGGGGGACUUUUGGUGUGAACCCCUCACCCCUCUGGAAAUUCCAGUUCAAUCUCAUGCUUUUCUUUAAAAGCCCUGCUAGACCUCCUCUGCUGCAGAAUUUCCUAUGACUCUUAGUUAGGUGUAUGGAUAUUUUCUGGAACAACACAAUAGCCAAUAUCAGAUCAUUUUGUAUCAUAUUUAUCUUUGAAUUUUUUGGAAUUUAGUUGAAAUAAUACUCCCAGGAGUUAUGCUUGUGUGAUCGAUUUUGAAAGAAAGUGAAAAGUACCUAAGAAAAGCUUUUGUUACAGACGAAGGUGUGGGUUUCUGUUACGACAUCUUACUUAAGCAGAAAUAGUAGCAAAAUGAUUUUGUCAAUGAAAUUUUUACCCAGCUAUUUUUGUGGCAGUAGAAUGAUAUAGAGGCUACAUUGCAAAUUAUUGAAAAUUUACGGUUUUGCAGGAAAUUAUAGUAUUUAUAAUAUGUACUAAUAUAUUUUAUAAAGAUCAAUCAGUAUUGUAUGGUGAAGUAAAUUAUUAAUUGCUAUCUCACGUCUAGUUCCCAAGCCGUUGUCAAACGCUUAUUGAAGUCAAAGGCAUGCGGUGAAAAAUAAAAGAGAAACGACAAGGAAAAA
This is a messenger RNA of Orbicella faveolata, 3683 nucleotides long. RefSeq names its product sphingomyelin synthase-related protein 1-like. NCBI's taxonomy places the organism in Eukaryota, Metazoa, Cnidaria, Anthozoa, Scleractinia, Merulinidae. Gene Ontology annotation, biological process: ceramide biosynthetic process. The record is from RefSeq and is a predicted model, not a curated record. Gene Ontology annotation, cellular component: endoplasmic reticulum membrane; plasma membrane; Golgi membrane. Gene Ontology annotation, molecular function: protein binding; ceramide cholinephosphotransferase activity; sphingomyelin synthase activity.